AUGCAGCUGCGCUGGAGCGGCCACCUGGUGCGCAUGGACGAUGAGCGACUUCCCAAACGACUCUUCUACGGAGACGUUGCGACGGGUUCUUGUCGUCAAGGAGGCCAAAUUCGCCGUUACAAGGAUACCUUGAAGUCCUCCCUGAAGCGCCUGCAAAUCAACCCGACCAACUGGGAAGAGCUCGCUCGCGAUCGUCCGACAUGGAGGAGAACAGUGAAGACGGGCGCUGCUAUCUAUGAAGCCAACCACAUCGCCGCCGCCAAAGUGAAACGCGAAGCCCGCAAAUCACAACUUCGCCCAAUACGCAACGCCGCCGCACAACCUCUCCCUACGUGUCCUCGAUGUCAACGGACAUUCCGGGCACGAAUCGGACUUGUUGGACAUCUUCGAACCAACUGCACCUCUCGAACUGCUCCAGCCAUCGUCCCCCAGCCCGCCGUUUCCUCGUCAUCUCCUCCGCCAACUAACUCUGACACUCCUUCUGCACCACCACUUCCAUCCUCCUCCUUCUCCUCCACUGCCCCAGCGGUGGCCGUUCAGGCUGCCGUCUCACACAUCGCCAACCACGACACAACAACCGCAACCACCCCCCACCCCUCCCGAUUCCAGUGA
Molecule: messenger RNA, 612 nt
Organism: Spirometra erinaceieuropaei
Lineage: Eukaryota; Metazoa; Platyhelminthes; Cestoda; Diphyllobothriidea; Diphyllobothriidae
Source: the annotation of a GenBank genome assembly